AGGACGCAUCUGCAGGCUGCAGGAGCAGAGCAUUAUGAGUUUACACGGAUACUCUGAAACUUAGCUUUUCUUCUCAGCUCACCGGAUAUCCUUCAAACAGAGAUGAAGGAUAUUUAAGUGAAAGACAAGUGGCAACCCCGGCUCAUUUGAAAAAUACUUGCUUUGUCACAUUCAGUCUCCUUUAAUUGCGUUCAUAAUGGGAUUACACAUAUUUGGCACGCCAUUUUACGCAUAUGCGUGCGUCUAUUUAUUUGUUUUCCUCCUGCAAGCUGCCCAGUCUCAGAGAAAUCCGGGGACACAACGAGAAAAUAGCCAAAGAGGGGUUCUACAGUGGUCACACAACGGCAAGAUUUUUAGAAUUGUAAGCCAUGGCUCGGAGUAUCGGCCACCGAGGCGGAGGGGCGCACCUCAGGAGCAAGUGCAGGAGCGACCUGUCACCAUCAUCCGAGAUGCGGACGUGAGACAUCCGGACUCCCAGAGCCAGCCGGCGACCCAACCGCAGCAGCCUCCCCGUCGUGGCCCCACUCCGCACAGACCCCGCGACCGAGUGCCUCUGUCCCAAAGGCUCCUGACAGGGCAUGAGCGCGAUGACCGGCCCGGUGAGCGCCCGGGGACGCAGAGGAGCAACAGAGUCAAUGAGACCCAGGAGAAAGUCACUGUCAGUCCACCUCUUCCCAGGAGAGAAGACAUGAUGGUCGGUGACGAUCCCUACGACCCAUACAAGUCCAUUGACGGUGAUAAUCCAUAUUACAAUUACUAUGACGUUUACGAGAGACCGAGGCCGAGAUCGAGACCCGGAUAUGGCACAAGUUAUCAUCAGUACGGUCUUCCUGACCUUGUACCUGACCCGUACUACAUUCAGGCCUCGGCUUAUGCCCAGAGAGUCCCGAUGUAUAACCUGAGAUGUGCAGCGGAGGAAAACUGUUUGUCAAGCUCAGCCUACAGAUCCAGUGUUAGAGACUAUGACACCCGUAUGCUGCUGAGGUUCCCUCAAAGAGUCAAGAACCAGGGGACAGCUGACUUCCUCCCCAGCAGGCCACGCUACUCCUGGGAGUGGCACAGCUGUCACCAGCACUACCACAGCAUGGACGAGUUCAGCCACUACGACCUGCUGGAUGCCAUGACUCAGCGGUCAGUGGCUGAGGGCCACAAGGCCAGCUUCUGCUUGGAGGACACCUCAUGUGACUAUGGAUACUACAGGCGGUAUGCCUGCACCUCGCACACCCAGGGCCUGAGCCCAGGAUGUUAUGAUACCUACAACGCAGACAUCGACUGCCAGUGGAUUGACAUCACAGAUGUGAAACCUGGAAACUAUAUCCUCAAGAUCAGUGUAAAUCCAAACUACCAUGUUCCAGAAUCAGACUACAGCAACAACAAUGUGCGCUGUGACGUUCGCUACACUGGCAACUAUGCCUACGUGUCAGGUUGUCACAUGUCAGCAUAUUAAGAGAUGACGUCAUUCACAGCAACUCAGCUGAGGGAUUCUGUAAAAGACAAUGAAGAGGACUGCAUACGAAAACAUGAAAAAACAACACAAAAUAAAAUUUGUAAGACUUGCAUUCAUUUUAUAAUUUAAAAUACUCCCAAUUUAUAUAAAAAUAAAACAUCUGACAUCGUAGUGCCAGAUAAUUUUGAAUUCUUCUUUUUUUUUCCUUGUGGGGAGAAAGUAGUUUUCUUUUCCUCCUUACUGAAAGGUAUGUUCUUUUUUCUGCCUUUCUUUGAGACUUUUCACUUUCCUUACUUUCUUUUGCAUUGCACUAUCUGCUUGCAUUUCUAAGAUAGCUAAGGAAUAAAAUCCUUGAAACUUAGAAGCCUAAAACAGCUAAAUGCACACAUAAGCGAGCUUGCCCUCAUUUUCAAGUCAAUAUCAAUUAUAUCACAAUUUUAGAAUGAACCACUAGUUUAAGGGAAAAUGUAUUUGUUAUAUUUAUAUGCAACGGAAGAAACUCUCUUUACUCCAAAGCUUUUGAUGAAACUUGAAUAAAACUUU
This is a messenger RNA of Toxotes jaculatrix (banded archerfish), 1990 nucleotides long. It is a transcript of the gene loxa, whose product is annotated as lysyl oxidase a. Gene Ontology annotation, biological process: peptidyl-lysine oxidation. Gene Ontology annotation, molecular function: protein-lysine 6-oxidase activity; copper ion binding. The record is from RefSeq and is a predicted model, not a curated record. The transcript has 7 exons. Bases 197 to 1447 code for a protein of 416 amino acids. Lineage: Eukaryota; Metazoa; Chordata; Actinopteri; Toxotidae.